Messenger RNA from Knipowitschia caucasica, 426 nucleotides. The record is from the annotation of a GenBank genome assembly. NCBI's taxonomy places the organism in Eukaryota, Metazoa, Chordata, Actinopteri, Gobiiformes, Gobiidae.
AUGAAGCGCCUCAGCCUGUCCCUCUCCAGCCUCCUGCGCCUCAGCCUGCGCCUCAGCCUGCGCCUCAGCCUGCGCCUCAGCCUGCGCCUCAGCCUGCGCCUCAGCCUGCGCCUCAGCCUACGCCUCAGCCUGCGCCUCAGCCUGCGCCUCAGCCUGUCCCUCUCCAGCCUCCUGCGCCUCAGCCUGUCCCUCUCCAGCCUCCUGCGCCUCAGCCUGCACCUCGCCAUCCGCCGGCGCCUCUCCAUCCGUCGGAUCCGCUUCAGCCGCCGGCACCGCUCCAGCCGCCGGAUCCGCUCUAGCCGCCUGCUCCGCUCCAGCCGCCUGCGCUUCUCCAGCUUAGUCCAGAAGCAGACAUGGCCUCCACUUCCUCAGCUUCAUCUCUGUCCCAUUCUGCCCCAUCAGCUCCUCCGAUACAAGUCCCUGUAA